UUGUAGCCAGUUGUCAGAGGGUGGUGCAGUAGCCAAAUCCAAUCCAAUCCAAUUAAUUGCGUUUCAGGAGCUACUGUUCGCACGUGCUUUGUUUGAACUUCCGCAACGGUAUGGACAAAUUUGCCUUGUUCAGGUUUACGGACGAAUCCCUCGCUGUCGAGUCCGUGUCAUAUAUCAAAAACUUCGACCCAGUGACCAAACAUAACUCAAAGACUUGGCCUGAGUACCGCGGGCCAACUCAGAAAAAUAACUGGGUUAAGGUCGUGUGGCCCGAUCAAGACCACAACAAGCGUGCGACUGGUACGAGCCAAGUGCUGGCCGCACAACUCGUCAAGUUGAGCCCGGUGCGCAGAGAUCUCGAGGAGCUGCUGGAGUCGAUGUUGCUCGACACGAGUGAUGAGGAUGCUGCAAUGUCAAAAGGAACAUCGAAAGGAGCGUCGAGAGGGGCAUUGAAGGGGACAUCAAAAACUGUCGAGAAGCCAGGAAAAGCCAAGUCGGCGGCCUUUGAGGACCGUAUUAUGGAGCGGAUAAGGUUAGAGAUCCUUCAACAGGUGAACCCCAGAAUGGAUGAUCAGGGCCCUUGCUUCGCUGCUGCUGAGCUGAGACAUCCUCAAGCUGAGAGCAGGACGACCCAAGCUCAGGCCGAGGCAGAGCUAGUGGACACCAAGGCCAAGCUAGCUGAUGCUGAGGCCAAGCUGACCGAGGCCAAGGCCAAGAUAGCCGAGGCCGAGGCCAGGGCAGCCUACGCCGAGGAGAAGUGCAAGCUGUUUGAAGCCCGAGCAGAAGCAGCAGAGAGCAAGGUGCUGGCGGCAGAGAGGAAAGCGCUCAUUGCCGUCAAUUCUCUCUACUCUGUGCUUGAAGGAAUGCCAGGCCUCUUUGAGGACAUGAAGUCAAGAAUGGCAGCUGGUCCUGCAGUGGUGAAUGCUGGGGCAGCUGAGGCUGGUGGUGCUUCUCUAAAGUUCGGCAUCACCAUGUUCCCAGCCAUCCGGAUGGUGCGGCUUAACAGCACGGCUCCUUCGGUGUACAUGCAAGAGCUUGCUGAAAUGGUUUUUGGCAACGAGACUUUGGGACGGUGUUGCCUGAGGGGGUCCACGGCGGGCAAAGAAGCCCUGGACAAAAGUACCGUGGACGACAUCAUUGUCCACGUGCUGACAAAGUUUUCCAACCUGACAGAGUCGGACGUCAGGGGUUUCCUGAGACGCAAGUGUAAUAAUGCUGCAACAGCACUGAAGAAGAAUGGAGGUGGCUGAACAAACAUUCAUCCUUCAGUGCUGUUGCAGUGUUAUUGUAUAAUUGUUCAGUACACUGAAUAAAAUCAAGAUUGCAAUUAUGAA
This is a messenger RNA of Ixodes scapularis (black-legged tick), 1334 nucleotides long. RefSeq lists its product as uncharacterized. The transcript is spliced from 7 exons. Lineage: Eukaryota; Metazoa; Arthropoda; Arachnida; Ixodida; Ixodidae. Gene Ontology annotation, molecular function: DNA binding. The record is from RefSeq and is a predicted model, not a curated record. Bases 111 to 1250 code for a protein of 379 amino acids.